This is a messenger RNA of Prunus mume (Japanese apricot), 1119 nucleotides long. The record is from RefSeq and is a predicted model, not a curated record. Lineage: Eukaryota; Viridiplantae; Streptophyta; Magnoliopsida; Rosales; Rosaceae.
CCAAUGCAAUAAAAUUUUGCAAAAAAAGAAAAAAAAAGGUUGAAAGAAGACUAGAAGAGCUGGAGUGACGCCGAAGAAAUCAGGCACCAUUUUUAUUAGUUUCUUGUGUUGUUGAGCAAAAGCAUUUUGCACAAACAAAACAAUCUCUCUUCACUUUCAGUCUUUCAGUGAAGAGCAAUUUGAUUUUUAUUUUGAGCAACCUAAUCCCCGAUGUCGAUCUUCGAGUACAAUGGGAGUGCACUGAUCGCAAUGGUGGGCAAGAACUGCUUCGCCAUAGCCAGCGAUCGGCGCCUCGGUGUUCAGCUCCAGACCGUCGCCACCGACUUCAAGAGAAUCAACCAAGUCCACGAUAGGCUCUUCAUCGGCAUCUCUGGCCUCGCCACCGAUGCUCAGACUCUGUAUCAGAGGCUUAUGUUUCGCCACAAGCUGUACCAGCUGAGGGAGGAGCGGGAUAUGAAGCCCGAGACUUUUGCCAGCCUCGUCUCCGCUAUUCUUUAUGAGAAAAGGUUUGGCCCAUACUUCUGUCAGCCUGUAAUUGCUGGGCUAAGUGAUGAAGACAGACCAUUCAUCUGCACCAUGGAUUCAAUUGGGGCCAAGGAACUAGCAAAAGAUUUUGUUGUUGCUGGUACUGCAUCAGAGUCCCUUUAUGGUGCUUGUGAGGCAAUGUUCAAGCCUGAUAUGGAAGCAGAGGAGUUGUUUGAGAUUGUCUCUCAAGCAUUGUUUUCAUCAGUAGAUCGAGACUGUCUGAGUGGUUGGGGAGGCCACGUCUUUGUUGUCACACCAACUGAAGUGAAGGAGAGAAUCUUGAAGGGAAGAAUGGAUUGACCUUGCCACAUGGCUUGUAGUGAUACCUCUUACCUUUCGUUCAGGCUGCAUUUUUCCCUCGCGUUUAUGUAGCUUUGACUUGAAUGGGCAGCCAUAAGCUUUAUUGGUGAUCAAAGGCCCCUUGUUAUGUCGUGUUUAGAUUUAAUGUACUUUGACGAUUAUAGACAAUGGGGUCAUUUGUUUUAUAUUAGGUCACUUCGAGAAAAUGUUGGGAAUUCAGAUGUGCUUUUGAAGGUCAGUUGUUAUGCUCGCGAAUGUUUCUAAAGAAGUUGCACAUUUAUGCAGUUCUAUUUG